GAGGGGUGACGCUGGAAUUCGACGGCCUGUUUUUGAUUGGCUAAUCUGCCAUUGCGUUCUUAGCGAAUAAGAGAGUGGCCGUUUUGUCUAUAUCACGGAGAGCUCGGGGUGUAACGUUUAUUUAGGAGUUGUUAGAACAGAUUUGAGCAUCAAGAUGAGUGGCAGAGGAAAAACCGGCGGAAAAGCUAGAGCUAAGGCCAAGACUCGUUCAUCCAGGGCUGGACUUCAGUUCCCCGUGGGACGUGUGCACAGGCUUCUGCGUAAAGGCAACUAUGCCGAGCGCGUCGGUGCUGGCGCUCCGGUCUACCUGGCCGCAGUGUUGGAGUAUCUGACCGCUGAGAUCCUGGAGUUGGCCGGUAACGCCGCCCGUGAUAACAAGAAGACCCGUAUCAUUCCCCGCCACUUGCAGCUCGCCGUGCGUAACGACGAGGAGCUGAACAAACUGCUCGGCGGAGUGACCAUCGCUCAAGGUGGUGUGCUGCCCAACAUUCAGGCUGUGCUUCUGCCUAAAAAGACCGAGAAGGCCGUCAAGACUAAGUAAACUCGUCCACUGCUGCUUUGUCAGUACCCAAAGGCUCUUUUAAGAGCCACCAUCUUUGCUUAAAAAGUGCAAUUUUACACCCGUUUUACUACUGAAAGUGUGCACUAG
Ictalurus punctatus (channel catfish) is the source of this 649-nucleotide messenger RNA. RefSeq names its product histone H2A. Gene Ontology annotation, molecular function: DNA binding; structural constituent of chromatin; protein heterodimerization activity. Bases 155 to 541 code for a protein of 128 amino acids. Gene Ontology annotation, cellular component: nucleosome. The record is from RefSeq and is a predicted model, not a curated record. The transcript has a single exon. Lineage: Eukaryota; Metazoa; Chordata; Actinopteri; Siluriformes; Ictaluridae.